Messenger RNA from Halichondria panicea, 1167 nucleotides. RefSeq lists its product as uncharacterized. NCBI's taxonomy places the organism in Eukaryota, Metazoa, Porifera, Demospongiae, Suberitida, Halichondriidae. The record is from RefSeq and is a predicted model, not a curated record. Bases 112 to 849 code for a protein of 245 amino acids. The transcript has 6 exons.
ACACGUGAGUUCAUUAUGGAUAUGGAUAAAAGUUAGCUAGCUGGCUAGAGAAUUAGAAGUAGAUUUUAACUACUAUACUGGAGCUAGCUAUAUAACAAUUGGUUUUAGAGAAUGGCUAAAGCAGCAAAUCUCGCGUUGUUUUCACUAAUUUUGCUAAGUUCAUGGACAAGAGCCUUUGGAGAUGCCAUUGUGAAUGGACCAGGCUCAGCGAGAGCUCAACCGGGACAGUGGGCAAACUUCACCUGCACCGUAGAUUGUUCGAGAGAUAUCGACUGGUACGUGGAGGGUUACAGGAGCGAUAUAUCGGAAGAGUGCGUUGAUACGGGCAACAACAUGAUGGUGUGCACUCGGAUCCUGCAAGACUGUAGUACCUCAAUGAGCACCUCAGGGCGUACACAACAAUUGAGUAUCAUGGCUAACACUGACAUCGCGGGACUUAGAAUUGCAGUGCAAUGUGCGGCGAUCUUGGAGAUGUAUGAUCCAGUAUCACCUGAUCCGUGCAACCCGUAUAUUGUGUACUCAAGAUUAGCAUACCUAAAUGUUGACAGUCCACCGACAACACCAGACCCAACACCAGUCGUGUGUCCAACACCAGCAGUAUCACAAGAAACAGUCACACACACAGUCACAGAGAGGGUCACAGAGACAAGUACUGUGACAUUAACAGCAUCUCCAAGCGUGGUGACACACACAGUAGUGGCAUCAGUAAAUGGACCUGAGUGCACACCCACCUCAGCAACGGCCAGCCAUAGCUCGAUAUCUGGCGUGAGAAGACUACACUUCUCUAGUGUACUACGAGAACUGUUCACUUGGUUGUGUACACUACUAACGGGACUGGCCUUUCUAUGACAUCAUCACAAUUAAAGAUUAGAAAUCAAUCUCAUGCAACGUCAAACUGUUUUCUGAUUCACCAUGUUACAAUGUAUUUGCUUUGUCGACUCUAUAAUUAUCUGUUUGUCUGUCUUUCUCUUUUAAUUUGGCACUUUUUUAUAAUACAUUUUUUGUCAACAACAUAAUUAUUGUGCACUUUGUAUUAUCUUGUCACAGCGUAUGAUGCUUCCUGUUCAAUCCUACACUUAGUAAUUUUUGUAAUACAAGGUGCCAUUUUAUUUUACUGAUCAUAAUUAUAAUUGUAUUGUUUGCAAUUGAACACUAUGCUUCUACAUG